Nicotiana attenuata is the source of this 3720-nucleotide messenger RNA. RefSeq lists its product as uncharacterized. Bases 439 to 2625 code for a protein of 728 amino acids. Lineage: Eukaryota; Viridiplantae; Streptophyta; Magnoliopsida; Solanales; Solanaceae. Gene Ontology annotation, molecular function: protein binding. The record is from RefSeq and is a predicted model, not a curated record. The transcript has 8 exons.
AACACACACACAGAGAAGAGGACCAGAAGCCUAUUACUUACUAAGUUACUAGUCUCGAAAUCUCGUUUCUCGGGCCAUCCGUAAUCACGAAUAUCAAGACAGUUUUCUUUUUUCCCUUUUUUAUUUUUUUCUCAAUUAUUUUCCUUUUCUUUUUUGAUAAAAUAAAAUUCCAAGUUUAGAUCCUUCUUCUUCCAUUAAUUACACCUUCUAUCUCCGUUUUUAAUUUAAUGGUCAGUCCUUUCUUUUAUUUGCUCAAAGGGAAAGAAAGAGAGGAAGAGAGUGUUGUCUCUGUUACAUUUCAUUUCCCAUCCAUUCAAUUUCAUUGAAACAAGCCGGACCCAUGUAUUGUGAAGGAUGGAAUAAUUUAUAACACAUUGCCUAGGGCUUAGAAAGAUGAUUUCUUGAUGUGGGGUUUCAUGGGGUGAACUCAAGGUAUCAAUGGGUAGUUUCAGUGAUGAUGAUGAAGAAGGAGAAUGUCAAUUUUUCGAUGCCCCUGAUAGCAUUUCCCAGAUAUCUGAUAUCUGCACCCGGAUUCCCAAAUCUACUGACGAUGAUGCCAGCUACCAGUACGAUAUGUGGGUUAGAACUCCCAGAAGUGUUGGAGAGCGGCGUAGGAAAUUCCUUAGUCGGAUGGGCUUAAGUGUAGAUGGAAUGUCUGGAGAAGAUCCAGUAGAUUCAUGCGGAAGCUCCGAAUUUGAUUUCUCUACUGGAGAGAUUGAAAGAAUAAUGGAGAGUAGUGGAGCCGUUUUACGGACUUCAAUUUUUAAGGACGAAUUAUCAUCUUACCAGUCUGGAUCGUGUGGGGAAGCUUUGGGUUCAUCUAAAAAUUUGGGUUCAAAUGGGAACUACUUAUGUAGAAGUGGGAAUGUUUAUAGUGGAGUAGGAUGCAGUGUACAUGUUGAGGCAGAGAAUGGCCAGCAAAGUAAUAACAGAGCUGUCAGAUUGGAACGACUGCUAAUGUCUCGCGAGCCUGAGAACUCUCCAUGUAUGUCCCCCGUGAUCGGGAAACUUGGACACGGAGAACUGCAUAAAAAUGGAGGCUCUCCGAGGAAACUGAAUGGAGUUAAGAGUCGGUUAUUGAGUAGGCUACGGUCAUUUACAUGCGUCGCAAAUGGCGAAGGGAGAUGUCAUGAUUCGACGGACAACAGUUCCGACCUUGUUCAGAGGUCUAGAGCUCAGAGGGUUAAGGUUCGCCAUUGUAGGAAGCAGCUAAAGGAACUCUCUGCUCUUUUCAUGGGGCAGGAUAUCCAGGCUCACGAGGGUUCAAUUUUAACUAUGAAAUUCAGUUUUGAUGGGCAGUACCUAGCUAGUGCUGGUGAAGAUAAGAUUGUGCGGGUGUGGAAAGUGGUUGAAGAUGAGAGAUCCAAUGAAAUUGAUAUUCCAGAGUUAGAUCCUUCGUGUAUGUAUUUCACAGUGAAUCAUCUUUCUCAACUGGCUCCUCUGGCGACAGAGAAAGACAGAAUUAAUAAGUUGAAGGGCCUUAAGAAAACAACAGACUCGGCCUGUGUCAUUUUCCCCCCAAAGGUCUUCCGAAUUCUGGAAAAACCACUGCAUGUGUUCCAAGGGCAUACUGGGGAGAUAUUGGAUCUUUCAUGGUCAAAGAAUAAUCAGUGUUUGCUCUCAUCAUCAAUUGACAAAACUGUUCGUCUGUGGCAAGUUGGACAUGAUCUGUGCCUCAGAGUUUUUUCACAUAGUAAUUACGUGACUUGCAUACAGUUUAACCCCCUGAAUGAUGAAUACUUCGUCAGUGGAUCAAUAGACGGGAAAGUUCGAAUUUGGGCCGUUAACAGCUGUCAAGUAUUGGAUUGGACUGAUAUCAGAGACAUAGUGACUGCUGUUUCCUAUCGUCCUGAUGGAAAGGGUGGGAUUAUUGGCUCUAUGGCAGGCACUUGCCGUUUUUUCAAUGUAGAAGGUCAUGAGAUCCACUUAGAGGAGCAGAUGUUCUUGGCCAAUAAAAAGAAGUCAGUUUGCAAAAGGAUUACUGGCUUUCAGUUUCUGCCGCAAGACCCAUCUAAAGUAAUGGUUACUUCUGCUGACUCUCAUGUCAGAAUCCUAGAUGGCAUCAAUGUGAUCGGCAAGUACAAAGGCCAGCGAAAUGCAGGAAACCAUCUCUCUGCCACUUUCACCUCAGAUGGGAAGCAUAUUAUCUCUGCAUCUGAAGAUUCUAAUGUCUACGUAUGGAACUGUGACAUUCUCAAAGAUGAUUAUGUUUCGCAACCUAAAGUGGUGAGGUCAUCUGAGUUCUUCUCUAGUGAUGUCUCCAUUGCAAUACCUUGGUCCGGCUUGAAAACUGUAAAUCCAGAUAAUGGAUGGCACUCUGGAGGAGGACUAAGUCAAACUCCAAAUAGCCUAUUACCCUUCAUGGCCUCUCCCUAUCUUUCCUUGGGCCGUGAAUUGUUCCUUGAGGCAAUUCCAAAGGGAUCAGCAACCUGGCCUGAAGAGAAGCUUCCCGUGUCAAGUCCUCGGUCCGUGUCUUCUCGGAUGUGCAGAUCUGAAUACAAGCUUCUAAAAAGUUCUUGCCAGAGUUCAUCCAAUUCUCAUGCUUGGGGUUUAGUUAUUGUCACUGCAGGCUACGAUGGGCGAAUAAGGUCAUUCCAUAAUUAUGGAUUGCCUCUGCCACUUUGACGAGUAGUGAUGUAAAGGGGGUUUCUGGAACUGGAAGUUAUCUCCUCUUUUGGGAGAAUUUACAUUGUGGCUUACUUGAGAACACAACAAUUUUCCCCUAGGGCUUGCAGGGAAGGAUUCAACAGUUCAUGUUGCAAUUGCUUACGCAAUGAGAAAUGAUGUUUGACUAGCCCCUCUAGAUAUUUAAUAGCAUGUCCAAAGAUAGGUGGUUGUGUGCCGUGCUCUUGCCACUAAUUGGUAAAUAUCCUCUGACUUGGUUCUGGAGAUAUCUUCUAAUUCUAACUUACUGGAGAUGUCAUAUUUGCUGCAAAUGGAAGGAAUGUUACCUGCACAAGUGGAGAUAAUAUUUAUAUAAAUAUAUCCUGUAUUACCGAGGGACCUUGUAGAGGAGCCUCUUUCUUUUGUUCUCUGCGUGAGACUGGGAAAAAGUGUGGUGGCUGAAAUUUUCUUUGAGGAAUUGUGGAGAACAUCGUCUUUUAUGGUAAGUUGGCUGAUCAGAAUGAUUGACUAUUGUCCGUCAUCUGGUUCAUUGAAGACGGGAUUAACCACAUCACGGCUGUGAGAAGGCUAGGGUGGGCAGCUUGUUGGAGCAUUGGUUUUUAGCUGCGUAAUUUUACCUGAAUCCGAGUUAGUACCAAUGUGAUAAUGCUUUCAGGCAAGUGUGCUCUCUCUACUGUAAUAGCAGGCUCCUCUUUUCUGGUAAAGUGAGAAUUAGAGGGGUAUGCCAGUGACAUUGGGGUUACACUAACAUAUAGGUGGCAUUUCCAAUUUAUAGCUUUAAAAUAGAUUAGUAGUGUCACAGUCUAUGAUUCAACACAUAUGAAAUCGACACACAGUCACUUUGUUGUUAGUUAUGUACAAAGUAGUUAGUUAGUGUAUAUGCUUUGUAUAUGCAGUGAGCUAAGUGCUCUCCUACAAAGUCAAAAAUCAAAAUAACACCAACUGAACCUUGUGUUAAGGUUCAUCAAUUUUUGGUAUCCAAAUAUUCUCGUUGAACAACUUCCUGCUUAUUGUUUUUUUUUUUUUCGCCAGUACUUAGGUGAAUAUGAACAGGCUAUCGUGUAUGAUGUAAUUAAUAAUUGAGAUUCUUGCCAA